Messenger RNA from Pyrus x bretschneideri (Chinese white pear), 1798 nucleotides. RefSeq names its product tRNA (guanine(10)-N2)-methyltransferase homolog. Gene Ontology annotation, biological process: methylation. Gene Ontology annotation, molecular function: nucleic acid binding. The transcript has 6 exons. The record is from RefSeq and is a predicted model, not a curated record. The coding region runs from base 125 to 1570 and encodes 481 amino acids. Gene Ontology annotation, cellular component: cytoplasm. Lineage: Eukaryota; Viridiplantae; Streptophyta; Magnoliopsida; Rosales; Rosaceae.
ACAUGCUGAGUGACUUGUACGCUAAAGUACAAGGUCUAGAUCCCGCAAAAGGGUUUAGGGUUUUUCCCCUCUUUUGCUUCUGCGAGUCGCCAUCAAAAAUCGAAACGCAGAGAAGAAGAAGAAGAUGUGGUAUCUGUGCAUGUUCUACCACCGACUGUUAGACUACCGGAAAGCCGAGGUGGAAUCUUUAGCCCAACUCUUCGCCAACGACGAAGAAGAUCAGUACAAAACGCAGCGUUUGAAAUGGCGGCUGCCGCUCCACCACCAUCCGGAUUCCCCUUUCCAUUUCGUCGACCUCCCUUCCGAAGACGUCGCCAGGAACGUGGCCAAUCGAAGCAUACUUGUGAAGGGAAUGUAUGAGCUUUGGGGAGAAGGGGGUAGCUAUGAGGAGCUGGAAGAGGCUAUUAGAAGUUAUCCAGAUGAGCGGAAGUUGCCGUACCUAGAGCCUGAUAGUACUUUCAAGAUUAAUGUUGACACAUUUGGUAAGGUCAUCAGCCUCCAGGAGCAAACGCAACGGAUUCAUGGACUUAGCUACAUCCCUUUCAAGGGUCGAGUUAAUUUGAAAAGUCCAGAGCACAAGUUCUGGCUUAUGGAAACUGAUGAUUAUGGAGUUAACAAUGGUCUUCCGCCAAUUGUCCAAAGGAGAAUCUUUUUCGGUCGCGAAAUUGGUGGUGCUGAUAGAAAGCUUCUGCCAACAUACCAGUUGAAAAGCCGUACUUAUCUUGGCCCAACAGCCAUGGAUGCAGAAAUUGCUUUCUUGAUGGCCAACCAAGCAUUGGUCACACCAGGGAAGCUUGUAUAUGACCCUUUUGUUGGCACCGGGAGCAUUCUUAUAGCUGCUGCUCAUUUUGGAGCCAUGACAAUGGGUGCAGAUAUUGAUAUCAGGGUGGUACGAGAUGGCCGUGGCCCUGAUUGUAAUGUCUGGAGUAAUUUCAAGCAGUACGGUUUACCAAUGCCAAUUGCUUUGUUAAGGGCAGAUAACAACCUACCUCCUUGGCGUACUGGAUUGAAAGAGAUCUUUGAUGCCAUAAUUUGUGACCCUCCAUAUGGUGUUCGUGCUGGGGGACGCAAAUCUGGUGGCCGGAAGUUGAUGAAAGGGGUUGUCGGCCCUUACACCGUUCCUGAUGACAAGAGGACAGACCACAUACCAUCAACUGCGUCUUACAGCUUGGUCGAGUGUGUGCACGACUUGCUUGACCUAGCCGGCAGGAUGCUUGUGAUGGGUGGGAGGCUUGUGUUCUUCUACCCUGUAGUGAGAGAAGAUGAUAAUGUCAAUAACUCUUUCCCAGAGCACCCGUGUUUCCAACUGAUUGCUACUUCAGAGCAGAUACUUAGCUCGCGUUACAGUAGAGUACUACUGACCAUGGUUAAGACAAGUCAAUACACCGAAGAAAUUGCAGAAGAAGCCAGAUUAAAACACAAGGACUUCAAGGAGAACCAUCUGAAGUGGUUGGAAGAUGGAAACCUUCAUUCCGCAGUUUUCAGUCCUUCUGAUCUUCCAUUGAAUGGUGCUGCUGAUGCAAAAACCAGUAAAGAACCAAAGCCAAAAUACAGAGGCAAGUACGUGUAGGUUUUACAUAUAGGCUCUUUAGCUUGGCAUUGACUAUGAUAGAUUCGUAACGGUAGAAGUAGAAUGAUUUUUGGGUUGGUUAUCCAUCCCUGUAUUCCUCAUAUGAGUUGAGUGAGUUAUAGAGAGGUUAAAAGCGAAUUUCGUUGUUGUAAUUCUAAUGAAAGACUAAUGUGAUGUACCUUUUCCUAUCUUUCUAUGUUAUAAAUCAUGAUAUUAUCAACUCUUCAA